GUAACUUUCAGCAGCAGCAGCAGAGAAAGCAGCAGCAGCUCACCUGGAGGAGGAAAACACCGCGCUGCAGAGAUGACCGAGACCCGGACACACGCUCACACAGCCCGACCGAGCUCACAGGGACACCGGGGUCUGGCUUUAUGAGUCUAAUCUUCUACAAACUGCGGUUUAAAACAACAAAAUAACAGAGAGAGAGAGAGGCGCGUGUGGUCUGGGUAUAUCACUGCUCAGCCUGUCUGAAGGAGGAGGAGGAGAAGGGCAUGAAGGAGAAGCCGAGGAGAGCCGGGCCGGGGCUGCUGCAGCUGUGUGAAGUCCGGUGACUUUAUCUGUGUGGAUUGUUUUAACACGAAUUGAUGAAGAAUUUAAAGGAGACGACAGCCGGAGCAACGACCGCUUCCCCGUCCGGAUCUGCGUGGUGAGCAUGGUGGCCGCGGUGCGCUCCGUCACGGCGCUGCUGCUGCUCGCUCAGGUGCUGCUGGGAGGCGUUGCCGCCGCGCUCGUGCCCGACGUGGAGCGGCGCAGGCCCGGAGAGCAGAGCUCGAGCUUCCUGCGCGAGUUCGAGCUGCGCCUGCUCAACAUGUUCGGCCUGAAGCGCAGACCCACGCCCAGCGGCGCCGCCGUCGUGCCCGACUACAUGCUCGAGCUCUACCACCUGCACGCGGGGGGUGACGGAGGAGCGCACGAGCAGCACCUUCAGCAGGGCGCGCGGAGGAGGCGCGCGGACAGGGCGGCCAGCCGGGCCAACACCAUCAGGAGCUUCCAUCACGAAGAAGCUUUUGAGGCCCUCUCCAGCCUGAAAGGAAAGACAACACAGCAGUUCUACUUCAACCUCACCUCAGUGCCAGCAGAGGAGCUAAUCACAGCCGCGGAGCUGCGCGUCUUCAGAGACCAAGUUCUAGGUGACUUUACAAAGAGCAACAGCAGUGUUGCAGGUGGUUUUCACCGCAUAAACAUUUUCGAGGUGUUCAGGCCAGCUCAUUCCCUAUCAGAGGAGCCUCUCACCAGGCUGGUGGAUACUCGUCUGGUGCAGGACUCUCAUUCGCGGUGGGAGAGCUUCGAUGUGGGCUCAGCAGUGGCGCGCUGGACCGCACACUCGCACCACAAUCAUGGCCUCCUGGUGGAGGUGCUUCAUCCUGAGGAGAGCAGUGGAGAGGAGCAGGCCGAGAGGAACAGGAGGAGGCACGUAAGGGUGAGCCGUUCCCUGCACGGGGACGAGGACUCUUGGUCGCAGGCCCGGCCGCUGCUGGUUACUUACAGCCACGAUGGUAAGGGUACGCCCCUCCUGCAGCCACACAGAGAGAAACGGCAGGCGCGGCGUGGGCCCAAGCAGCGGCGGAAACCACACCAGCGCACCAACUGCCGCCGGCACCCGCUUUACGUGGACUUCAGCGACGUGGGAUGGAAUGAGUGGAUCGUGGCUCCGCCUGGCUACCAUGCCUUCUACUGCAACGGCGAGUGCCCCUUUCCGCUUUCUGACCACCUCAACUCCACAAACCACGCCAUAGUCCAGACUUUGGUGAACUCGGUAAACUCCAACAUUCCUCGGGCUUGCUGCGUGCCCACAGAACUCAGCCCCAUCUCUCUGCUCUACCUGGAUGAGUAUGAAAAAGUUGUACUGAAAAACUAUCAGGACAUGGUUGUAGAGGGCUGCGGUUGCCGGUGAGAGGCAAACUCCCAAUGAAGACUUUUAUUUAUAUGAAAGAACAUUCAAAGAGCUAUUUUGGAGGAAAGAAAAGUAUAUAUAUAUAUAUAAUUAUAUUUAUGUUGACUGAAAAAAUGGGAAAAUAAAUAUUUUAAUGAGAGUGUUUUUUGCUUUUUCAGUGGUUUUGAAGAUGUUUGUCCAAUGUACAUUCAGUACAUUUCAAUAGCACAUGAAGUAUGAUGCUCAGAUUUUUAAUAUGUAUUUAUUUCAUCAUAACCACUUUAUUUGUAAAUGAAUUAUGUGUAUUUAUCAUGAAAAAAUAUAUCUUUUCCCAUC
Molecule: messenger RNA, 1978 nt
Organism: Astyanax mexicanus (Mexican tetra)
Lineage: Eukaryota; Metazoa; Chordata; Actinopteri; Characiformes; Acestrorhamphidae
Gene: bmp2b
Product: bone morphogenetic protein 2b
Biological process (GO): negative regulation of transcription by RNA polymerase II; BMP signaling pathway; SMAD protein signal transduction
Cellular component (GO): extracellular region
Molecular function (GO): cytokine activity; growth factor activity; BMP receptor binding
Source: RefSeq, marked provisional